AUUGAAAACUGACCUUGGGAGCGCAAGCGUUCAAUGGUUUAAUGUCGGGUCAGUUGUCGAAAUCAUGCACAAUCAUCCAGGAUCCCGUCUCAAAUCCAAAUAUUGAACAAGCCACUUAUGAUACUGACGAAAAUUCUUAUGGAAGAUGUGCUUCAUCAUUAUAUGAAGAUGAUGUGAAAGUUAUGGAAGUGAAUGAAAAAAACGUAGCUUCAUCAUAUCAAGAUUCUCGGUGCACGCGAUCUUCUGAUGGUUCACAAUGUUCAGUUGAACGUAGUAAGGAUAGUCCUAUGGAAAAUAUUUCACCUUCCGAGAUCUUAUCAAAUAAUCAGGGGAAUGGAGUUCGUUGGCGUCAUUGUAUAAACAAUGGUCAAGAGAUGUACAUUAACGAAGCAACUAAUGAAAAAUGGGUUCCAGCAACUGAUCAAUAUGGAAAAACAUAUUAUUAUGAAUUAAACACUCGUCAUUCUGUAUGGGCACUUGAAGAUUUAGAAACAUCAGUUACAGAAGCUCCACACUUGUCCGACUCAUUGAAUAAUUAUUUAGAUAUUAAUGGACUAAAUCCUUCUAAGGAAGGACUCAACUGUUCGGUAUUUGAAGAUGAAAACAAUUGUUCUUAUGUUGAUCAAUAUCCAUCUGUAUCUAGAAUGUCAAGUAUCAGUAAAGUUAAUCGGAGAACAAUGAGUCAGUCUAAAGCGUCUCAUAGAAGUUCACAUAUACCCUCUGAAGUUUGUUCAACACAAGUUAUCAAUCGACCUUUCAGUUUAGUCAGUCUUGAUGAUCAAGAUCAAGGAGCAGGUGGACGUUUUCAGACAAAGAAUCUAAGCAAAGAAUAUAUCAGUGGACCAAGUGAAAAUAAGCUUACGCACUUUGAACGACGUGGUGCAGUUAUUCGUACAAUGUUAAUCGAAAAUGAUAAACGUGUGUCGAAAAAAUGGAUACCAGGUGUAUUACAUCUCAGUGGUCCAUUACUUUUUUUAUACAAAGAUAAUAAGCCUUCUUUGCCUAAAAUACAUCAACCACUUGGUAAACCUGAUGUUCAAUUCAACAUCAGAGAAGUAAAAGUUAGCGAGGCCAGCGGUGAACAAACAUCAAGAAAGAAUGUGCUUAAAAUUGAAUGUGAGACUGCUGGAAAGUUGAGUGUUCAUUUAGUACAAAUCCCAGCCAUCGAUUAUAAAUCGUGGAAGGCUGCAAUACGAUAUGCGAAGGAUCUUUUGAAUGAAGAUCAUGGAGUCACGUUAGGACGUUCAUUAACCAAAUAUGAUUCGGUACAACCUUCUGUGCUCGAUAAAAAACUGUUGGCAAAAUUGCGCGAUUUUUUUAGAACAAGACCAAGUGCUGCAUCUUUACGAUCUCGUGGUAUUUUGAAGAAUGAAUCUGUAUUUGCAUCGACAAUCAUACAAAUAUGUGAGAAUGAAGAUUCUGAUGUACCUAAUUUUAUUGUUCGUGCAAUUCGUGCUAUUGAAGCUCGAGGACUUGAUCAUGUUGGGAUUUAUCGAUCAAGCGGGAAUGGUGCUACAAUCCAAAAACUUCGUUGUGCCGUUAAUCAAUAUAACUACAGUUUAAAUUCUGAAAAAUGGAGUUUAGAGGUAUUAACAGGUGCAUUGAAAUUAUUUUUUCGAGAACUUAAAGAACCACUUAUAACAUUCAAAGUGUAUCCAGAAGUUGAUCAACUCUUAGGUAAAUUCAUUAUUAAUACAGUAAAUAACAUUUGCCAGUGUUUUUUUUCUUUUCAUUAUCCUUUUUUCACUGUUAUUGAAAUGACUUAUAAUCAAUGUUGUAUAUAGAGUGAUAGCCGGCCUACCAUUCGGGUGUGUGUUAAGGAUAAACUUCUUAAUCUUUAAUGAUGAUUUAUCCUCGAGCUCUUUGCAAUCCACUACGCAAUCAGAAAAUAAGGACAACAAACAGAUUAAUUCUUGUUUGAACUCUACUCAAAAUUCAUAGAAUACUAUACCUCGAAUACCUACUCUGGCAGUACAAAAAAUAAGAGAUUAUAAUGUAUACACAACUCAGCCAUAAGUAAUACAAAACAGAGCAAUAAAAAAUUUAAUAAAUAGUGAAAAAUCUGGAACAGUAAGACGUAGAAAAACUAUUCGUGUGUCAAGACAAAACGUACAAAUAUGAGAAGAUAAUAAUACAAUACCCCAGACGUCUAAUAGUUUCUCAAUACAAAUAUAAACAAUAAUUUCCAUUAAGGAUGUUUAUGGAAUAUCAACUACUCUCUAAUCCUCUUCGAAAUAACCAGUUUUAAAGUGAUUCUCAUCUUAAAUGGACGCAAGUCCUAGUACAUUAUGUUCCUAUUACGAGAUGUGAAUGUUUCCAGAUGAAAUGUUAUGUUUGCCGAAGACAUAGCUAUUAUAUGUCUCAAGUCAGGUUUGUGUAUUCAGAGGGAGUGGCGAGUCUUUUUUUUCCAUCGUGAUGUUAUCGUCAAUAUAUUAAUCAUUCUCAUAACUCUCCAUUAUUUUUAUUGCAUCACUCAUAUCAAAUCCAUGAUUUCAUUUUUAACUAGCUCAUCUCAACUCAUAUUAUUCUUGAUUACUAUUAAUUUUUGUCCUCAUAGCAUAAUCAGUUAAUUGUCUUAGGUCUGUAACCUCUGAAAAUCCAUAAUCUUCUCUCAAAUGUGAUGUUCAUUUACAACGUACUACGUCUUCAAUAUUACUGCACUUUUUUCAAAUCUCUCCACGGUAAUGCUACAUAUCCAUAUCUAACCAAUAUCAGUGUUAAGUAUGUUAACUUUGUCAUAACUUUUUGAAAGCAAUUAAAGGGACAUUGCUAUUGAUCAUAAUAUUAUUUUACCUAGCUACUGAAACAACUAUGAAUUGGUUAUUUAAUUGCUAGCGAGUGGUGAAUUUACUUAGCUUUCUGUAAUUACAUGCUAAUUUCUUCCUCACUGGAUAAUUUCUAUGACAUAUUUCCGCUAUGAACUUUAGUGUUAACUGAUUAUUUGUUAUCGCUUUUAGUUUGCUAGCUUUGUUAUGUUCCCCAAGGUCAUUGCAUAUUACUUUCUGAACAAAGUUGUUCUUCUUCAAUUAUCAACUUCUGUUCUGUAUAUAAAGCUAUCCUGAAAGUUCUAUCUUCUCUAUCUCAUGUUAGCUUGCGGAUUAUUAAAGAUGACCUGUUGUGUUUUAAACAUGUAGUAUGUUGAAAUUCAUAUUCGUUCUCGUUCAUCUUAGAAGAUUCGUAGUACAUAAAAUAGGGUUUACUGUAGGCCGUCUGAAAAAAACCAAUACAUAAUCGCUUUAUAUCAUCUAUAAUUAUGAGCCAUUCUUGAAUUGGAUUUCUUUUUAUUAAAUAUACAGGUGAUAAUGAUUUAGCGUCAGAUAUAAAAGUGAUUAAAAUGAGAGAAUUGAUCAAUUCUAUGCCUGUCCCACAUAUCAACACAUGUCGAAUAUUUUUUCAUCAUUUGUACAGAGUAAUGCAAUUGUCCAGUAUCAACCAAAUGCAUUCUUACAAUUUGGCUAUUGUUUUCGGACCCAGUUUAAUUUGGCCAGAAGUAGAAUCUGUUGCAUAUAGAGCACUUAAGUCUGUACAGGUUCCAUGUAUAGAAUAUCUGCUUACACAUGUAGAGGAAAUAUUCGGACCUGUAACCCCACCGCCAGUUAUUUCAUAAAUCCAUACAUAAGAAUAAAUACUGUUUUUAAUAUUUUAUAUGAAUAAUAGGUUAAUUUCAACCAUUUCUUCAAAUAUAAACACAACGCACUGCUCAAAAUUUACUUUUUUGUUUGCGACCUAAUUAUCAUUAUCAGCUUUAGAGUUAUCAUCAAAUAUUUUUGAUCUCUAAUUUUUUUAAAGUCCAUAUUAUCACAACAACACAUGUAUAGUGUGUAUUUUUUGGCCCCUUUUUUGGAAACACGCACCGAGUAGUAAAGUAAUUUUUGAAUUUUUUAAAAUUCUAUACGACACAUCCCUUAAAUUUAUUUGCUUUCUAGUAAACACUUGUUUGUAAUAAACAAUCACUUUAUACUUGCUAAAAUAAUUGCAAAAAUGUGAUACAAAAUAACACUUAGCACUGUAAUUUUUUUCUUGUUUUCUACUACAUUGUUAGGGCUUGAAUGAUUUCAACGAAUAUCUUCUAAUGUCUAUAGUUUUCGUUUUGUUUAAAUUGAUUCAUUUGUUUUACUAGCCAUUUUAGCAAUUUUUUUAUAACGUUGUUGUUAUGGUUGAUGAGGCAGAAUUUUCGAUUAAGAUCAACAGGUAGAAUGUUAAGCGAUAGGUGAACAGAACGAUGUGAUUUAGUUAAGUGUUGGCCACUCACAAGACCGUAUUAUUGACUUAUUUCUUUGAAUAGUUAAAAAUCAGGAACAAGACCACUAAACAGAUGUAAUGAAACAUGUUCAUAUACAGCAUACGAACACAAGAUAAGAAUGAUGAAAUGUCAUAGGCGAUUUGGAGGGAAUUAGUUUAGUUAGGUCACUUAUUCUUCAAUCAGUUGAGACCUGAAUGUUUGGCCUCAUUCCUAAGCAUUGUAUCAGAACUUAUUAGAACUAAUUUCUGUUUUUCUCUUACGUUAAUUGUGCUAGUCACCGAUAAAACACAGUGCUUGCGUAAUUCAGAAAUGUUGAAGAAUUAGUUAGGUUCGUUUACCAGAUCACCUAUUUCGGUUUGAUCAAAGGGGGUGGCCCAAAUCUG
This is a messenger RNA of Schistosoma rodhaini, 4626 nucleotides long. NCBI's taxonomy places the organism in Eukaryota, Metazoa, Platyhelminthes, Trematoda, Strigeidida, Schistosomatidae. The record is from the annotation of a GenBank genome assembly.